Ictalurus punctatus (channel catfish) is the source of this 2022-nucleotide messenger RNA. RefSeq names its product radial spoke head component 4A (gene rsph4a). Bases 222 to 1778 code for a protein of 518 amino acids. The transcript is spliced from 7 exons. Gene Ontology annotation, biological process: axoneme assembly; cilium assembly; cilium movement involved in cell motility. Gene Ontology annotation, cellular component: radial spoke; axoneme. NCBI's taxonomy places the organism in Eukaryota, Metazoa, Chordata, Actinopteri, Siluriformes, Ictaluridae. The record is from RefSeq and is a predicted model, not a curated record.
CAAGUAAGCCUCUCGCACAGCCAAUCAUUUUCACAGCAGUUCUAUAUCCAUAGUAACCAGGUUUAUACUGGUUACCGUUUCGUCUCUUUGACAACAAACCGGCGCUGUUUUUUUUUUUUUUUUAAUUUAGAAAUGUAACGAGCAACAAAGAUAACAUACCGCUGCAUUAAGUAUAGUUUUAUUAUUUUCUUUUCCUUUUACUUGAACUGAACGACAGAAACAUGGAGAGUUCUACGGAAGCGCGAGCUGACCAAAUGCAGCAGGCUGCGUGCUUCAAAGCUUUCCUGUUGAAAAACAGCACAAAAACAAACCUCAACCUCUACGACCAUCUGGUUCGCGUGCUCGCCAGAGUGAUGGACGAGCGUCCAGAGAAUGCAGUGGAUGUGAUUGAAGAUCUGAGCCGUGAGGUAAAGCGCAACAUGCUGCUGGAGAAGCAGAGCACGCUCAGGGAUGCUCCGUCCACAACCUCCUCUGAACUGCUGGCUGAGCAACAGAGAGCGCUGUUUAACCGAUGGGACAGGGGAGAACACGAAGAGAUGGAGACACCCCUGCCCAAUGUGACUGAGCUGACAUUCUUCCUGGAGCAGAUUGGGGUUGGUCUGGGUCGGGAGGAGAUGCAGAGGAUCCUUCUGGCCCUGAAGCAGCUGGUGGACAUGCAGCCCCUGCAACGCUGCCGAUUCUGGGGAAAAAUCCUUGGUAUUGAAGGGAACUACAUAGUGGCUGAAGUGGAAUACAGGGACGGUGAGGAAGAAGAGGAAGAAGGAGUGGAGGAAAUGCAUGAAGAUAAGGAGAAAGAGGGAGAGGCUGGAGAAGAGGAUGAGCUGGAUCCACUCCCCAAGUCAAACUACAAGCCACCAACCCCAGUCCCUAAGGAGCCUCGUCACUCCGGCACCAACAAGUUCACCUACUUUGUGUGCCGAGAGCCGGGCCUGCCCUGGGUCCGUCUUCCUGACGUCACCCCUGCUCAGAUCACAGUUGCGCGGCAAAUUCGCAAGCUCUUCACCGGGCGCCUGGACGCUCCCAUCGUGAGCUACCCGCCCUUUCCCGGCAAUGAGGCCAACUACCUGCGUGCCCAGAUCGCCCGCAUCUCAGCAGGCACCCAGGUCAGUCCAAUGGGCUUCUAUGUAUUCAAGGAGGAGGAGGGGGAAGAGGAGGAGGAAGGAGCACGAGACAGCGUCGAGGAGAACCCUGACUUUGAGGGUAUCAACGUGCAGGAGAUAGCAGCGUCGCCGUCGGCAUGGGUCCACCACAUACAGCACAUUCUCGUGCAGGGUCGUUGUGUGUGGGUCAAUCUGGCUGAAAAGACAGAGAAUCUCCAAGAAGAAGAUGCAGAGGAAGAGGAGAAGGAGGAAGAGCCAGACGAGCCUGAGCCUGAGGUUGGACCGCCGCUUCUCACACCGCUGUCUGAGGAUGCAGAGGUUAAUAACACCCCUCCUUGGAGUACCAGGAUCUCCUCAAACCUAAUCUCCCAGUAUGCCUUUGCUUUUGUGCGCUCCAACCUGUGGCCUGGUGCCUAUGCAUAUGCGUGUGGCAAGAAGUUUGAGAACAUAUACAUCGGCUGGGGGCUGAAGUUCUUGGGCGAGGACUUUACUCCGGCCCUGCCUCCUCCCCCACAGCCCGAGUACCCCAGUGGCCCUGAGAUCACAGAGGCACUGGACCCCACUCUCCAGGAGGAGGAGGCUCUGAAGGAAGCACAAGAGGAGCAACAGGCCGCGCUGGAAGACAACUAUGCGAUGGACGCAGAGGAAGAGGAGGAAGAAGAAGAAGAGGAAAACUAAAUAAGAGAAUGGUACACAGUGGACUGAGGUCUUUUAACAUAUGUGACUAUAUUAUACUGUUAUAGAUAAACAUUGCUUUCUCAGUUCUUUAUUAUACAGCUCGGUUGAAUGCUCGAUUCUGAUUGGCCAGACGGUUGAUUACAUUUUUGCGUGUAUAGUAAUGCGCUCAUUCUAAUACAUUAUCAUUCCUACAAUAACAGCUAAUUUACAUAGGUGUGAAUAAACAAAUUUAUGAAAAAAAGCA